Messenger RNA from Musca domestica (house fly), 3647 nucleotides. RefSeq names its product GTP-binding protein Rit2-like. The transcript is spliced from 4 exons. The coding region runs from base 915 to 1718 and encodes 267 amino acids. Gene Ontology annotation, cellular component: plasma membrane. Gene Ontology annotation, molecular function: GTPase activity; calmodulin binding; GTP binding. NCBI's taxonomy places the organism in Eukaryota, Metazoa, Arthropoda, Insecta, Diptera, Muscidae. Gene Ontology annotation, biological process: Ras protein signal transduction. The record is from RefSeq and is a predicted model, not a curated record.
AAGGGUUGAUUUUCCUUCUCCUAUACACGCCAAUGCUUACAGCCAAACAACCACCCCUCCGUAUGCGGGUCCAUCACAUUUUUCUUUUGCCAGGCGGUAAAGAAAACGACAAAGACUCUCUAAAGAAUAGAAAAAUUUUGUCGAUACCGAGCGAGCCAAAGACGACGAGAAAUGGGAAAAUUUUCACUGUUUUGUUGUUAAAGUGUAACAAAAAAAAAAAGAAAUAUAAAAUAAUAAAUAUUAUUAAUUUAAUUUUGAUUUUAUUUCGCUUCCGACACACAACAAAACCAAUUAAAAUCAUCACACAGUCUGCAUCUGUUCCGCAAACGAAGAAAUAGCAAUUCGAUUUAAGUGAAAUUCAGCGAUUUAUUUUUUCCUCUUAUUUGCAAAAGGCAGUGAAAAACGAGAAAAUUUUGUGUUAACAAGAAAAAAAAAUAUUUUUGCAAGGAGUGCUACCGAACGAAACGAGAAAAAAACGAAAAAAGUAAUAAAAUUAUAUAUUUAAAACAAUAACACGUGCCCCUCUAUUUUCUGUUAUAAAAAUAUCGAAAAACAAGCUUUGUGGAAAUACUUCGAGUAAGGCCCCUCCCCAGUUUCAUAAACGAAGUAUACCCUAUGAAAGAAAUGGAAACCUCUAUUGAGUCUCCUUUUGAAUAAAAUACAAAAAGUGGAUAUUUUCAAUAGAUCCUCCAAUUAGUGAUUCACUUAGUUCCUGACUUCGUCCUCGACAGUUUAUCUAAAACAUUGUGCUGUCUACUAUCAACAUCUUCAUUGUAGCUGGUCCAGGUUCAAGGUUGACAUUCCUCAACACACAACAACCACCACAUCUAAUCCUCACAGGGAAACGGACUCCCAAUUUGGUUUGGCUAACGCCUAAUUCCUCCGUGUGAGCCCGCUAAGGCCUCACUUCUCUCAUGGCCGGUGAUAUGUCCACAGUUGGAUGUGCUGCCCUCAAGAAAUCGGCCAAACAGAAACUUUCCAGUGACAAAGAGAACAAUUCCAGCAUCACAAAUGCCGUUGGUAAUCGCAAGGAAAAUGGUCAUCUGGCUAUGAAACCACCAAAUGUUCCACCGCUAAAUAUGCGCGGAGGUCUAAGGGUCUACAAGAUUGUCAUUCUGGGAGAUGGUGGUGUCGGGAAAUCGGCUGUUACUCUGCAAUUUGUCAGUCACAACUUUUUGGACUAUCACGAUCCGACAAUUGAGGACUCAUAUCAACAGCAAGCCGUCAUCGACAAUGAAGCAGCCCUUUUGGAUAUACUCGAUACUGCGGGACAGGUGGAGUUCACGGCUAUGCGUGAUCAAUACAUGCGAUGUGGAGAGGGAUUCAUAAUUUGUUAUUCCGUCAUCGAUCGGCAUAGCUACGAAGAGGCUUCGGAAUAUCGCAAACUAAUACAGAGAGUUAGAUUAACCGAAGAUAUUCCCUUGGUGUUGAUUGCCAAUAAAAGUGACCUCGAAUCUCUACGAAAGGUUUCCACGGAAGAAGGACGCAAUUUGGCCAAUCAAUUUGGCUGUCCAUUUUUUGAAACAUCUGCCGCUCUGCGUCUCUACAUCGAUGAGGCGUUCUAUGCUCUGAUUCGUGAAAUACGACGCAAAGAAAAACAACGGGCCCUGGGCAAUGGUACCAGUUCGGAAAAGUUACAUUCCCGACGACGAAGUCGUUGGUGGCGUAUACGUUCGAUAUUUGCUUUGGUCUUUCGACGAAGACGUAAUUUAAAUUAAGCCCAAUCGGUUUGGAGUUUCUAGUUGUUAAAUGAAGACAAAACGCAACAAGCAGAAGAAGGAAGGAGAUGAAGCACAAGGAUAAAAUCGCCGCACAUAAGAGAUUAUCAGCCGUAAGCGCCCACUUUUUUUUGGUAGAGUAUGUUUAUAUAUUAUUAUUAUUAGAAGAAGAAGAAAAAGAAGCAGCAGCAAAACAAACAGGUAUAUAUUCUAUAAGUAAUAACAAACACUAUAACAAAACAAACACACACACACUCUAUACAGAUCUGUUAUAAUCAUAAGAAUUGAACUAAAUCUUAGUACGAGUAGCAUUAAUUUCUAGUACAUUAUUUCCUAGAGGAAGAGAGACGUAGAGAAAGAGAGAAUUGAGGGAAAGAAAAACGGGAGAGCGAUAUCAUUUAAUUCGUGUGGAAUGUUUUCGAUUAUUUUCUAUUGAAGUAUUAGAAAGGAGAGACAAAUUUUGUGGUCAAAGUUUAACUUAAAAUAGUCCUGAAAUGUUAUUAAUGUCCUUUGGCUCUAUUCUAGUUCAAUGAGAAUAUAUGUAAAGUCAAGAAAUAUCAAAUGAGAAAUUAUAUAAGGAAAAUAGUUUUCGUUUUGUUUUUACAUGUAACGAGAAGCCAGGACCUAAGACAUAGACCAGUAGUGCGAUUCUUUAAAUAAUUUUUGAGUUACUGACAAGAUCGUUUUCAUUGAGAUGCUUAUGAUUUCGGUAAUCAACGAAUUUUUCUUACGAAGCUAGCGACUAAAUUAAAGUAGUCGCUAAAUCCUACCGAUAGCAAUAGUGCUGUCAACUUCAACUUAGACUUUUCAUUCAUAAUUUUUCUUUUUAAUUUUGCCGAUAUUUGUUGAUAUCUCAAAAAAAGAGCUAGAUAAUCUCACUACCGGAGUCAUACAAUAAUGACGUUUACAAAAGACAAGAUAAUAGAGUUCUUGUUUUAUUUAUCGAAAUACCAAAAUUCGUCUUUAUGACAUCAGCCUCUCGAUAAUUGCUAAAUGAAUUCUGUGAUUCCAUGUUAAGCUGCAUCUUGAGAUCAUUGCCUAAUCAGACACAUAAUUUUUUGAUUUUCUGAAAAAGGACGGAAGCUUUUUUUGACAAUUUUCUUCCAUUUAAGACUUCUCAUCUAUGCCUGAGGACAUAACCUAGAAACUUUGUUUAAAAUAUUCAUAACUUAAGGUGAGAGUACAUAAAAUGAUUUUUUAACUGGAUUAAGUCAUCGGCUGGAUUCUUCGGAGAAGAACAUAGGAGAGUAGGGCCAAAAUCGAACUAAGUCAACCUAAAACUCAUUUGUUCCUCCACAAAGAAGCCAGCCGAUGACUUAAGCCAUUAGCCACCUUUAAGGUGAAAAUACAUAAAACGAUUUUCUGACUGGCUUCUACGGAAAAGAAUAAUGGCGACUAGGCCGAAAUCGAACUAAGUUAACCUAAAACUCCUUAAACCCGUCAAAAAAGAUCUUUAUGUACUCUCCGCCUUAGUACUUUCCAUAUCGACGAUCCUGAUUUCUAAGUAUUAGAAUUUUCCUAGUCAAACAUAUUUGUUUUUCUCUUUUAUUUAAGAAACUUAGAGUAUUUAUUAAAACUACAAGUUAAACUAAAACGAAUUGACAUCAAACAUAUGUUCCAUACUUGCAUACUAUUUAUAAUUAAAAAUCAAAAAAAAAAAAACAUAUUUUGUCUCAUAAAGAUUGGCUGAAUCAUAGUAGCCGCAUUUGAAAUUAAAAUCUUAACCCAUAAACUGUUCGGGAAUGGCAAGCGAGUUUUACUUAUUUAACAUUUAUAAAGGUGAGAAUACAUAAAACGAUUCUUUGACUAGAUUAAGUCAUCGGAGUAGUACAUCGGCUACUACCGGUAUUCUUCCACAAUGGCAAUAACCAUGGUAGAAGCACUUAGGUAGACGCAUCGACACAGCUGCUGGUACAAUGAACUGUCAAA